Messenger RNA from Fusarium subglutinans, 804 nucleotides. RefSeq lists its product as uncharacterized. NCBI's taxonomy places the organism in Eukaryota, Fungi, Ascomycota, Sordariomycetes, Hypocreales, Nectriaceae. The record is from RefSeq and is a predicted model, not a curated record. Bases 1 to 804 code for a protein of 267 amino acids. The transcript has a single exon.
AUGAACUAUCCACGCGACCCACCAGAGGCCGUAGAUGCAGUGAUAGGAUUUCGCGUGGAAUGCCACGACAAAAACUGUGGCUUUGUUGUUAGCCAACACUCACUCAACUUGAGCAGCAUUCGACCUCGUUGUUACAUAUCUGACGACGACUUCUGGCAGGCUGCCGAGUGCCAUCUACUCUGGAAGCGUAUUAGAACGCCAUUCGUCUCAUUCUUCAGAUCAUGGGAGAGGGCUCUGAAUUGGAGGAAACACCUUAUCGAGAAAGGGGGCAGGGGCAUCAUGAUUGUUGCGGUUUGGUUGAAAGACUUGUCUGGAGUCUAUGAUGCAUACAAUAUCGCACAACGUCUUCUAGCCUGUCAAGGCCCGAUGUCAAGCAAUGGCCUGCGACGGAACCUCGAUAAAUUUCGUGGAGAACUGCUCGUUCAAGGUGGCAUCGACUACAUGGGAUACAGAAUCAUGGCCUGCUUCCAGGGCGACAACCCCGAGAUCGAAAGACAAUCGAUAUCACCACUACUCGGAUUUCCUGAGCACAAACUUACUGUAGAUAUUCCCAGAGGAACUCUGCCGGUAUACGGCAAUUCUAAGCUGAGCAUCGCCCAGAAAUUGGAGUACGAAAUGUUGAGCCUCACGGGGGUUCGAAACGAUGCCAAGCUGUGCGUAUUGAUACUCGCAAUGUGCGACUGCGAAAUGGAAAUGGAGGCGGAAAACAAAAAGAUGACGAUAAAGGCUACAGAGUACUACGGAAACUACUUAUCGAAACUUGUAUCUCGCAGUUGUAACUACUAUUUCGACGUUUAUUAUUAG